CCCAUCGGCCAUAACCAUUACUCCACGCCGCCCGCCAAUCGAAGUGAACAGAUUCAGAGCUGCUGCGCAAGGUCAGAACCCUUCCCUUAUCGGGUCAGUCUCCGCCGUCGACCUCCAUCUCCCUCCGUCUCCCUCCCGCGAUCUCCUCCAAGUCUCCGCUCCGACUGACUUGCCGCGCCGUGCCGGCAGCCGCAACAAGGUGAACAAUCAUUAAUUGAAAAUUCCAAUUCCAAAUUCCACCGAUCGGAAUUCCGCCAUGAAGUUAUCGUUCUCUCUGCCUUCCAAGUCCUCUUCUUCUUCCAAGCCAAAUCUAAAGGGGUUCCAGGACAAAACCCUAGAUCGCGAGGGUUUAGGGGAUUCGAAGGAGUACGUUCACGAAUUCGAUGCUUCCAAACCCUUGGCUGAAAGCAGGUCCAAAAAUUUGGUCAUUCCCACCCUCCAGAACGAAUGGCGGCCGCUGAAGAGGAUGAAGAAUCUCGAAGUUCCGCUUGGUCAGUCGGACGAGUCUGAUCUGAAGUUCGAGUCCGUCUCUGGAUUAGAUCCGCCCGAUGAUUCGAACAUGUCUUUCGGUCUCAAUGUUAGGCAUUCUGUUGAAGGUGUUAAGGGUCCGGAUGAGUUGAAAUCUGGGGAGGAGCCGCCGCGACCUGCUCCUUUAGAGGUCGUUAUGCUGGAAAAAUUUAAAGCGGAUUUGAAGAGGCUGCCCGAGGAUAGAGGGUUCGAGGACUUUGAGGAAGUUCCCGUGGAAAGCUUUGCUGCUGCUUUGAUGGAAGGCUAUGGCUGGCGUAAGGGUCGAGGAAUCGGGAGGAAUGCCAAAGAGGAUGUGAAAGUCGUGGAGUACAACAGAAGAACAGACAAGCAAGGGCUCGGGUUCGUCAGCAACGUGCCCGUUGGCCUUUCAAAAAAUGUGGAAGAGAAAGAAAAUGGGAGGGACAUUGAGAGAAACAAGGACGAAGGUAGAGUCAAGGAAAACAGAGAUCGAGAUCGAGAAAGAGAUGGACUAGCUAUUGGGAAACAUGUUAGGAUUGUUGGCGGAAGAGAUGCAGGUUUGAAAGGUAGAAUUGUGGAGAAAUUAGAUCUCGAUUGGCUUGUUCUGAAGCUUUCUAAAAGCGAAGAACAGACGAAAGUGAAAGUACGUGCAACUGAUGUUGCCGAAUUGGGUUCCAAAGAAGAGGAAAGGUUCUUAAAGAAACUGAAGGAAUUGAAAAUUCAGGAUGAAAACAAAGGACGGAGACGGAGAAGAGAAGAUGAACGAGUGGUGGAAAAGCGUGAAAGUAGACCAAGGGACGAAGAGAAGAAAAGCAGUAGAUUGUCGUGGCUCACGAGUCAUAUUCGCGUUAGAAUCAUCAGCAAAGAUUUUAAGGGAGGAAAGUUUUAUCUGAAAAAGGGGGAGAUAGUAGACGUAGUUGGACCCAGUAUCUGUGAUGUAUCCAUUGAUGGGAGUAGAGAGCUUGUCCAAGGGGUCUCUCAAGAUCUUCUCGAGACAGCACUUCCCAGACGUGGGGGACCUGUUCUUGUUCUGUAUGGUAAGCACAAAGGAGUUUAUGGGAGUCUAGUUGACAGGGAUCUUGACAAAGAGACCGGGGUUGUUCGGGAUGCGGAUAGCCACGAGUUACUCAACGUGCGCUUAGAACAGAUUGCCGAGUAUAUUGGUGAUCCAAGCUACUUGGGAUAUUGAUUCUUUAUGGCCGAGAUGGUGCUGGACCUGUUUUAAUGGUUACUAUGGUAUUUACCAGAGUUUAGGACGAAAGUAUUGUAGAUACUGCCUUGUGAAAUUAUCUGUACAAUUCCUUUGCACGAAUGAGUCGCGUAUGUGCCAGAGCGUAUAAGAAGAAAUCAUCGGAGUUCUCAGAGCGGAGUGGUGAUAAUUAUUCUCCCUUACCCUCAGUGUGCUCCUGAAUAGUGAAGAAUUGGUAAUUUUCACUUCACUUUGCAAAAAAAGGUUUUAACUUUUCACUUAAUACAAUCAUUUAAUGAAAGUGUCUGAAAUUUGCAUCCAUGUUUGGCUAUGGUCACAACCCAUCCAUCAUUGAUGAAACCUGUUGAGGAAUGGUAAUUUUUUCAAUGAUUCAGAAUCCUCACAUGGCGUCUCUCUUCUCCAAAGUUGGUGAUGGGCAAAUGUCAUUUGAGGCAUUUUUUUGUUCUGUCCUGCAAAAAUUUAUCCUUCAUCCCCAUAAGGAAUAUGAGGGAUUAGAUCGAGGACGAUGCUUAUGCUUACCAGGACGUGGUCGAUAGAGCUUUUGCAUGUGUUCCUUUUUCCAUCUGUUUAUAACCUCAUUGUGCCCAGUGCUUGGUUUGGCUUCUUUACUGUCAGACCAUCUUAGUAAGGAUACAAAUUAUAAUCGACUCAGUAUUAUUCGGUGAUGUAAUAUGCUGCCAAAAGCAAUUUGAGAGACUUGCAGACGUGCAUUUAAAUGCUACUAUUUGCGCAAUCAAUACCAAAGAAUUUUAUUA
Molecule: messenger RNA, 2451 nt
Organism: Momordica charantia (bitter melon)
Lineage: Eukaryota; Viridiplantae; Streptophyta; Magnoliopsida; Cucurbitales; Cucurbitaceae
Gene: MOS2
Product: D111/G-patch domain-containing protein
Biological process (GO): mRNA splicing, via spliceosome
Cellular component (GO): spliceosomal complex
Molecular function (GO): nucleic acid binding
Source: RefSeq, a predicted model, not a curated record